AGCUCACAACUUUCACCGCAUCCCAUAAAAUUUCGUCUUCAAAAUAUUUUUCCAACCAGAUCAUAAAACCUCUCAACCUUUUUUCACAUCGAUCUCCUCCAUCGUUUUCAAAGACACACAGACAGAAUGGCGAGUGCGUAUGGCGAUGCGAGCCAGAAGAUAGACUAUGUGUUCAAGGUGGUGCUGAUAGGGGACUCGGCGGUGGGGAAGUCUCAAAUUCUGGCCCGGUUCGCUCGCAACGAGUUUAGCCUCGAGUCCAAGGCCACCAUCGGGGUCGAGUUCCAGACUCGCACCCUCGUUAUCCAGCACAAGAGCGUCAAGGCCCAGAUCUGGGACACCGCCGGCCAAGAACGCUACAGAGCAGUUACAAGUGCAUACUACAGGGGAGCUGUUGGAGCAAUGCUGGUUUACGACAUAACCAAACGCCAGACAUUUGAUCACAUACCUCGUUGGCUGGAAGAGCUGCGUAGCCAUGCAGACAAGAACAUUGUCAUCAUUCUGAUAGGGAACAAAAGUGAUCUUGAGCAUCAGCGUGCAGUCCCCAUAGAGGAUGCCAAAGAAUUUGCUCAAAAUGAAGGUCUGUUUUUCUUGGAGACCUCGGCGCUGGAAGCAACCAAUGUUGAAUCUGCCUUCUUAACUGUGUUGAACGAGAUCUUCAACAUUGUGAACAAGAAAAGCCUAGUUGCAGAUGAAAACCGAAGUAAUGGGAAUCCUACAUCCCUUGCUGGCAAGAAGAUCAUUAUCCCUGGUCCUGCACAAGAGAUCCCAACUAAGAGCAGUACGUGCUGUAGAUUAUUGUGAUUUGAUUGAGUUGAGGCUUCAAAAUAUGGGAAUCUUCGUCCUGUGUUCAUCACAGCGAUUUUUUUAGGGGGCGUCUGGUGUAUCUCUUGUAUAUUUUGCAGUGCUUCCGUGUGUUUGCACAGGCAGCUGAUUACUCGCAUGUUGUGAAAUGGGAGAAAGAACUUAAGAUAAGCCUAGUUGCAGAUUGCUUGUUACCCAUUUGUUGUCUGAGAAAGUUGCUGGGGAUGGGAAGUACCUGUUCAUGGAGGCCAGAGUGUUAGCGCUAACAUAUGGCAGCUAUUUACCCCAUUGCCAUUUAUACUGUUUAUUUAGUUUCCAUAGGGAGUGGCUCCAAAAUUAGAUUGACAGUUGGAUUCUCAGCAUCGCAGUGAAUAAUAUAGAAAGCGACUUUCCAACU
Messenger RNA from Juglans microcarpa x Juglans regia, 1198 nucleotides. RefSeq names its product ras-related protein Rab11D-like. Bases 127 to 801 code for a protein of 224 amino acids. The record is from RefSeq and is a predicted model, not a curated record. Gene Ontology annotation, cellular component: endosome. Gene Ontology annotation, molecular function: GTP binding; GTPase activity. The transcript is spliced from 2 exons. NCBI's taxonomy places the organism in Eukaryota, Viridiplantae, Streptophyta, Magnoliopsida, Fagales, Juglandaceae.